Papaver somniferum (opium poppy) is the source of this 642-nucleotide messenger RNA. Its product is annotated as protein MNN4-like. The record is from RefSeq and is a predicted model, not a curated record. NCBI's taxonomy places the organism in Eukaryota, Viridiplantae, Streptophyta, Magnoliopsida, Ranunculales, Papaveraceae. The transcript has a single exon. The coding region runs from base 1 to 642 and encodes 213 amino acids.
AUGUUUCGGUUAGUUCUGCCCUUUCAACAAAGUACAAUCAAGAAAAAAAAUAUUGCAUUCUCACUGAGAGACAUUGAAUUGGAAAGGUUGAGGUAUGAGAUACAAGAGGAGAUAAACAGGCGUCCAGAGGAAUUGGCCCUUCAUCAAAAAGAAGAGGAGGAGAGGAAGAGAAGAGAAAAAGAAGAGGUUGAAGCUUUGUAUGUUGCAUGUAAGAUAAAGCAUUUUGAUAGGGUGGACAGAAAAGAUGAGGAGAGGUCUCAAAAAGCAGAGAAGAGUAAGGGGUAUGGGAGUGCGACUGAGAGUGAUUCUGAUGCUGAGGGUUCUGACAAUGGGUAUGAUUAUCCGGUUGACGAGGUUGAUACCAGUGAAGAGGGUUCUGAUGCUGCUGAAGAGAAAGAGAUGAUGAAAAGGUAUCAUGAGAGGAAGCUUCGCAUGCGGUUUGAGGAUGAUAAAUACAAUCCAAGGAUCUUUUCCCAGACCAUGCGUGAAGGGGAAUCCAGUGAUGAUGAUGAAGAACUCUUGGAUGCUUCAAGUGAUGAGGAUGAUGAUAAUGAAAAUAGUGAUGAGAGUACAUCAUCAGGUGAUAGUCAAGUUUCUCCUGCAUCAUCAGACAGAGAUUACAGUGCACAGUACGAGGAAUAG